Messenger RNA from Priapulus caudatus, 336 nucleotides. Its product is annotated as beta-lactamase domain-containing protein 2-like. The record is from RefSeq and is a predicted model, not a curated record. Lineage: Eukaryota; Metazoa; Priapulida; Priapulimorpha; Priapulimorphida; Priapulidae. The transcript is spliced from 4 exons. The coding region runs from base 1 to 336 and encodes 111 amino acids.
AUGGGUAUUGGAGCCUUGUGCGUCGCCGUUUUGGUUGACAGGCGUCUGCUCAAGUACGAAGAUCUGGUCACGAAGUAUUGGCCGCAGUUUGGACAACAUGGCAAAGAUAACGUGACCGUCAGCAUGCUUGUCUCUCACCAGGCUGGUGUUCCGAACAUAUUUGGCUACGAUGUGGACGAGAACACGAUCAGAGAUCGAAAUAAGAUGGGUGAGAUACUGGCCGAUCAGAAGCCCAUGUGGCCACCAGGGACAGCUCAUGGUUAUCAUGCCAUAACACAGGGAUUCCUCGUAGACCAGCUGCUGCUGCGGGUCGACCCCCGGGGAAGACGGUCAUAG